CUGUUUAGACUAGCUUGUCCGAGGCUUUAAAAGACGUUGGGACGUUCUCUGAAACGAAGGUAUUUUGCAAACCCUGAGGUAUCUUUUUCCAUUGAGGCACACAUCAAAAGGCAGUUAUCAUGGUCCGGGAAGUGAAGGAUUUAGCAGAUUUCGAGUCCAUCCUGAAGGAGGCUGGAAACAAGCUGGUGGUGGUGGACUUCACAGCUACAUGGUGCGGUCCCUGCAAACAAAUUGCCCCAGAGUUUAUUAAACUGUCGGAGGUGCCUGAAAACAAGGAGGUGGUUUUCUUGAAAGUGGACGUAGAUGAGGCUGAAGAUGUGAGCAGUCAGUGCAAAAUUUCAUGCAUGCCUACAUUCCAAUUCUACAAGAAUGGUGCGAAGGUGUUUGAGUUCUCUGGAGCCAACCUGGCAACACUAAAGUCCAAACUUGAAGAGCUGAGAUAGACGCCGAAAUCCUCCUGACCAAUCCACACACGACCACACUGUACAAAGCCUCCAGUAGAAGCUGUUACCCUCUAAACACAUCGGAGAGGAUCCCCUCUUGAAUUUCAUGUAAUCAUAAUGUCCGCUGUCCCAUUUCAGCUAUAACUUAUGUUCCACCGUUUAUGUAACGACCCCGUGGUCCUGUUUAAUUCAGUAUGUCUCGACUGUCUUUUAGACUGAGCUUCAGCUAGAUUCCAAAAUGACUGACUAAACAUGUCUGUAUGUUUAAAAAAAAAAAAAAGGUGGAUUUAAUAAACGGUGAAUCAAUAAU
Molecule: messenger RNA, 753 nt
Organism: Poecilia reticulata (guppy)
Lineage: Eukaryota; Metazoa; Chordata; Actinopteri; Cyprinodontiformes; Poeciliidae
Gene: txnb
Product: thioredoxin b
Molecular function (GO): protein-disulfide reductase activity
Source: RefSeq, a predicted model, not a curated record